Mytilus trossulus (common blue mussel) is the source of this 1616-nucleotide messenger RNA. RefSeq lists its product as uncharacterized. NCBI's taxonomy places the organism in Eukaryota, Metazoa, Mollusca, Bivalvia, Mytilida, Mytilidae. The coding region runs from base 42 to 1358 and encodes 438 amino acids. The transcript has 8 exons. The record is from RefSeq and is a predicted model, not a curated record.
CAGCGUCAGCACAAUGCUCUCUUCAGACGUUGUGUCUAGAAAUGAAAAUAGUGGUGAUUGGUUGUGGUACUGUUGCUGUUGCUGCUAUCAUAGGCUUUGUUUUUAUUGCAUGUAGAGGGUCGAAACGAAGAGAGCCACCUCCGAAGAAGCACCACCCAACCAUUAGGAAGUCUAAAAUAAAAAGUGUUGUAGUCUACGAUGAAAUUGAUGAAUCACCAGUUAAUGAAAAAGUAAAGAACAAGGAAGAUAACAGGUAUAGAUAUGAAGAAGUAGUUAUCAAAAGAAGUAGUGGACUGAACUAUGACGAUCUUGUGCAUAGACGACGUAAAUCUAAAAUUCCAACACCAAGAGGGCUGUUCAAGAAAAAACGAAGGGUUCAAGUAUUAAAGUCGCAAAUAACAGCCAAAGAUAAUGUGUAUUCUGUUGAUAUUCUUGAGAGUGAACAUGACAACGAACCAAUAUCAGACAAUAAAGAUGUCGAAAAACCGGCAGUCAUUGAACUAGAACAGUUUGAUGCAGAAAAGAAAACACAAGACAUAAUUAUAAGUGAAACAAAUGAUACCAAGUGUUCUUUUAUAGAAAACGCUCCGAGUGAAAAUACCAACAAAACGAACGGGGAUUGUGCAAUUAGCAGCGAAAUUUCAAACACUGAGACAUCGAGUACUGAUUCUAAAAAAGUGCAAACAGAGGAAAAUAAACUUGAUAAACCUACAAUCGAGAGUAAUAAGCUGAUUGGAAAUCAAAAGGAUAAAAAUGAUAGUUUCGAAAUUUCAAACACAGAGACAUCGAGUAUAGAUUCCGAAAAAGUGCAAAUACAGGAAAAUAAACUUGAAAAACUUAAAAUCGAAAGUAAAAAGGUGAUUGGAAAUCAAAAGGAUAAAAGUAUCAGUUGCGAAAUUUCAAACACAGAGACAUCGAGUAUAGAUUCCGAAAAAUUGCAAAUAAAGGAAAACAAACUUGAUAAAAUGACAAAUGAGAGUUUUAAGCUGAAUGGAAAUCAAAAUGAUAAAAAUGAUAGUUGCAAAACUGAUCAUGCACUGAGAGAGACGGACUCUACAAUGAAUAAUACAGCCAUCAGGACAAAAGAAGUUUUGACAAGGCUAAACCAUGAAACAAGCGAAACAUCAAACUAUGACAAUUCUUUAAAUUUCCUGAUAGAUAGAACUAAAGGAAAGCCGCCUAAAGUACAUGCUAAGCCUAGUAAAAUCACAAAAAAUAAUAUUACUGGUAGUUCACAUUAUCAGAUGAAACCAUUCACACAACAGGGUAAUGAAAGUGAAAAAAUCAGUGAAAAGAAAAAAGACCCAAUUGACCAAGUAGACGAUCGAAUAGAGUAUAUAAAUCUCAGGUUGAAAUGAGAUAUAUCCAGACAUCUAGAAAUUUGCAGUUCUACCAAAAACCAUAAUUAAGUAAUAAGCUGUGAUAAAUUGAUUUCAUGCAACGACGAUUUUCAUAUAAGUUUAACCAAUCCCUCGUUUUACUAACUUAUUAUCGCAGCAACCAUCAAAUACAAGACAAAAAGAAUGAAGGAGUCUAUAUAACAUUUAGUCUACUAGUAAAUUAAACAUCAUAUUGUCAUAUAAGUCAUCAUAUGUAAUAUUAGUUUAUAAAUUUCA